UUUUGCUUUCUCACUAUAAGAUCCCCAAUAAUAAUGCUUUACACUUCACUCACUCUGCCAAUUAAAACGAGCCAAUCAUCCAUUCCUGCCUUUACUUUUCCGAGCUGCUAUGGCCAUGGCAGCCUCUACUCUGCCGGUCCUCCUCCUCCUCCUCCUCCUCUUUUCCCUCUCAUCCGCCGCCGCCGCCGCAUCCCCCGCCGGCCGCUCGCCCUGCUUCACAUCGCUGUUCAGCUUCGGCGACUCUAUAACCGACACCGGCAACCAGCUUCUCCUGGCUCCCGACGGCGUCCUCGGCCACUGCUGCUUCCCUCCGUACGGCGAGACCUACUUCGGCCGCCAGACCGGCCGCUGCUCCGACGGCCGCCUCAUCGUCGACUUCAUCGCGGAGCAAUUGGGGCUUCCGUUACUGACGCCGUACCCGGGGAAGCUUCACAGCAACGAUUUCCCGUUGGGGGCCAACUUCGCGGAAGGAGGGGCGACGGCGCUGGACUUCCAUUUCCUGGCGGAGAAGGGGAUCUACAACACGCACACCAAUCUGUCUUUGCAGGUGGAGAUCGAUCGAUUCAAGGAAUUGCUGGCCACCAUCUGUUCAUCUCCCUCUGCAGAAUGCAAGGACUACCUGAGCAAAUCCCUUAUUCUGCUGGGAGAGAUCGGAGGAAUCGACUACAACCGUGCGUUCUUCGAAGACGUUGCCGCCGACGAGAUCAUCGCCAUCGUGCCAUACGUCGUCGCCGAGAUUGGCAAAUCAAUCAAGCAAUUGGUUGAGUUAGGGGCGGUAACAAUUCUGAUCCCCGGGAACCUCCCGAUCGGGUGCUGGCCGGGCUAUUUGACCAAAUUCUGGAGCCCCAACAAGGAAGAUUACGACCCGUUGAGCGGCUGCCUCGUCUGGUACAACAAUUUCGCCCAGCACCACAACAUCCUCCUCCAACAGGAAAUCGCUAGGCUGCAGAAGCUCUACCCUCACACAAACUUGAUGUACGGGGACUACUACGGCUCCGCCACGCGAUUUCAUCGACACCCUGAAAAAUUCGGUACGUUCUUCUUCGAAUCUCGCUAGUGUCGAUCUGAUUUUUUCGUGUAGAAUUUGAUAACGCGAGAAUUGAAACGAACACAGAACGCAAGAGUUUUUACGUGGUAUCCUCGAUCGAUCGAUUGAUCGAGACUAAUCCACAGUGAGCUCGCUGACGUUUUAUUGAACGACUACAUUGUGACGUCUUGCUUACGACAAUCUCGUAGCUAAGCUUAUAUAGAGAGACUUAGGGUUAAAACCCUGAUGACAACCAGGUUUUCCUUCUUUGACAAGGAAACAAGGGACUUGAAGGACAAUGAAUUAAUUAUUUUUGACUGAAUAAUUAAUACCCUCAAACAUUUCGUGAUAGCAGCAGAAAGUAAGGUGUGCAAUGAUAACGAUUCGAUAUUGAAUUUGGGUUCACCGGAUCGGCGGUGGUGGCUUGUUGUGGCGGCGGGGGUCCGUACAACUACAACGAGUCGUUGAUCUGUGGGAACGAGGGCUCGAAGGCUUGUGCCGAGCCGUCGACUUACGUGAACUGGGACGACCAUCAUUUCACCGAAGCGGCGUACAAGAUAGUGGCUAAGGACGUUUUGGAAGGCCCGUUUUCGACUCCCAGAUUCAAUGCGUCUUGUCUGGUGGGCCGGGCGAGCGACGAUGGGCUUCAUUCUGCCUAUUAGUUUUGUUUUGGGCCCACGAAGGGAAUGUCUAGGACAUUGUUCCAGUGAUUGAUAAUUUGUUAAUGGGCAUUUUGUUUCUGUUCAGCCUACUAGUUUGUUGUGUUGUGUUGUGUGUCCUGUUUUGUUGUUGUCGCCCUGCUUAUUAAGCGGAAUAGCUAAACUACUGGAUGUAUUUGUAUCUUGGAUUCUUCCUCUUUGAAUUGUUAGAGUGAUUGAUUAAUAAAAAAAAAGCGAUUGAAUUAUGUUGUACUAUUUUUCUUCUUCUCGCUUCUUAG
Molecule: messenger RNA, 1964 nt
Organism: Linum tenue
Lineage: Eukaryota; Viridiplantae; Streptophyta; Magnoliopsida; Malpighiales; Linaceae
Source: the annotation of a GenBank genome assembly